Molecule: messenger RNA, 810 nt
Organism: Cylicostephanus goldi
Lineage: Eukaryota; Metazoa; Nematoda; Chromadorea; Rhabditida; Strongylidae
Source: the annotation of a GenBank genome assembly
AUGGAAAUUAAGCCGAAAACAGCAAGUGUGUUCUCCCAAACUAUCAAUGGUAUCACCCAAAAGGUAAAUGAAGAUAUUGCAAGUGGAACGAGCGUUGGUGGAAUCAAUCCUGAAGGGUCGGUGAAUGUAAUUAAGGUUGCGGCCCCAUUUUCAAACCAAUUGAAUAUGGAACAUGAAAUCAUAAACCUUAAGCCAAAGAUAUCAAAUGUUUUCUCCCAUACUACCAGUGAAAUAACCCGAGAUGAAAAUCAGGAUAUUGCAGGUAGAACUCACAUGCAAGGAAUUCGACCAGAUCUCUACGCUGGAGAAUCUACAAAUCUGAUCAAAAUCGUGCCGCCAUUUCCACAGCAGCUUGUAGAGCGUAAAACCGUGAUUAUGCCAAAGAUAUCAAAUGUAAUCUCACAAACUACCAAUGAAAUCACCCAAAGUGAAGACUUGGCAAGUAGAACGAGCUUGGAUGGAGUUGGUAAAGAGUCUGUGAAUGUGAUCAAGGUUGCGGGCCCACUUUCACAUGUUCGACUGAAUAUGGAAAAUGGAGCCAUGAAAUUCAGGCCGAAGCUAUCGAAUGUAUUCUCCCAUACUAUCAGUGAAAUCACACAGGGAGAAAAUCAGGAUAUUGCAGGUAGAACACACAUCCAAGGAAAUCGACUUUACGCUGGAGAUUCCACGGGCUUGAUCAAAAUCAUGGCGCCAGUCCCACACCAGCUUAAUCUAGGACGUAAAACCGUAAUUAUGCCAGAGAUAUCAAGUGUAAUUUCUCAAACUACCAAUGGAAUCACCCAGAAAACGAAUCGGGAGAUAAUCAUUUAA